UCUUAUCAAACACAAAGGAUCAACACCAAUUGUUCACCUCGAAGCUUGACAAAACACGCUCCACACCAAACGACACCAAUCACCAAUCACUAGUAUCCAUUCUACAUCUACCAUGAAGGCCUUCACUAUCCUCACCCUCGCAACCGGGGCCCUCGUCCUCGCGGUCCCAUUCCAAAAAACCCCAAACAACGGCGUCUCGAAGCGCCAAUAUGGUUCCUAUGGAGACUACGACGGCUAUGGGUCAUACGGCGCCUACGAUGGCGCCGGUGCUGAUGCUGGUGGGAAAACUGGAGCCUCGGGGUACGGCUCAUACGGCGACUAUGCCGGUGUCAGUGGCAAACCUGCCUCGUACGGCGAUUACGCCGGCGCUGGUGGAGCUGCAAAGCCGGCUGACUAUGGCGACUACAAGGCACCUGCCGGUGGAUACGGGAGCUAUGGCGCGUAUAAGCGCGCUGUGGAGUUCGUGAAGAGUUGGUUCCAUUGAGAGACUUCCUAGUUAGACAUGAGGGAGGCUGCAAGGAGAAAGAGGCUAGGAGCUGUGAGGGUGAGACAAGUGGUCGGCUGGAAAUUCGUGCGCUGGCUGAGAAAGGAACCAGACAGUGAGCUAUUUGAAGGAAGAAGGC
Pseudomassariella vexata is the source of this 623-nucleotide messenger RNA. RefSeq lists its product as uncharacterized. The record is from RefSeq and is a predicted model, not a curated record. NCBI's taxonomy places the organism in Eukaryota, Fungi, Ascomycota, Sordariomycetes, Amphisphaeriales, Pseudomassariaceae. Bases 113 to 484 code for a protein of 123 amino acids. The transcript has a single exon.